This is a messenger RNA of Gaeumannomyces tritici R3-111a-1, 219 nucleotides long. RefSeq lists its product as hypothetical. The coding region runs from base 1 to 219 and encodes 72 amino acids. The record is from RefSeq and is a predicted model, not a curated record. The transcript has 2 exons. NCBI's taxonomy places the organism in Eukaryota, Fungi, Ascomycota, Sordariomycetes, Magnaporthales, Magnaporthaceae.
AUGUCAAAGCCGAGCCUGCAGUGCUGGCGGAUUGUGGGCCCACGGGGGGGCGACGGAGAGACAUUCACCGAAAAGAAAUCAAUAAUAAUAAUAAUAAUAAUAAUAAUAAUAAUAAUAAUAAUAAACGGCAUCCCAUCCACCCAUCCGUCCAUCCGUCCAUCCAUCCAAAGCCGCGGGUGCCCUUUGGGGUGCCGACGGGACCGGCUCGUGGUGCCGUGA